Messenger RNA from Cheilinus undulatus (humphead wrasse), 1342 nucleotides. RefSeq names its product E3 ubiquitin-protein ligase-like. The record is from RefSeq and is a predicted model, not a curated record. Gene Ontology annotation, biological process: protein ubiquitination. Gene Ontology annotation, molecular function: ubiquitin protein ligase activity. NCBI's taxonomy places the organism in Eukaryota, Metazoa, Chordata, Actinopteri, Labriformes, Labridae. The transcript has 2 exons. Bases 94 to 639 code for a protein of 181 amino acids.
UCCUCACACCCUCCGGUAUAAGUCUGGGCAACUCACUUCUCACUGCUUAUUCAAACCUCGAGGUGAAUCCCGGAGCCUCCACCAAACAGCACCAUGUAUUCAGAGCUUGAGUGCGGAAUUUGUUACCGGAUUUAUAACGCAGGUCGACGGUGUCCCCGGGAGCUCCACUGCAAACACAGCUUCUGUGAGAGCUGCCUGCUGGCCCUCUCACGAGCUCCUCCUCGGGGGGGAGCCGGUGAUGAGGCACGUCUGGGAGCCGACAGGUCCAUCGUCUGCCCGCUGUGUCGACAUACCACAUCCAUCCCGGGCGACAGACGGAUCAGAGUCGAGCUAAGGGUGGAUGAAGACGUCCUGGAGCGGCUACUAGCUGUGGGAGUCCUCGAUAGAGAGGACGAGGACGACCAGGAGGAGGAGGAAGAGGAAGGUCGCGUUCUAGAAGGCAGCGAUGACAACGAAGAGAGGACGCUUCCCGGGACUACAGCCGAAGAAAGCAACUCUUCCCCGGGCUCUCGAGGAGGCAGGCUGCGGCGGUCCUGGAGUAAAGUUUGGAGGACGAUUAGCGGAAGGAGUUCACGACAAAACUGUAUGACCAACGAUGACAUGAGGAACCUCGCCAUGAUGGCCAGCUACAUGUUUUAAGGAAUCUACUGCUUCAGAUAACCUGGACAAUAUUUAUAUAAUUUAUAUUUAUUCUAAAUCGGUGGCCCUUAACUGAUGGGUCAUGACCAAAAGUUGGUCGAUGAGCUGUUUUCAUUGGGUCAUGAAUGUAGUAAAUGUGGCAAAAAAUCUAUGAUGUACGGAAGCCCUAAGCAGACACACAUAAUAUAUUUAAUUCCAUUACUCUGUUGGUUGUGAGUAUUUUCUUUCUUUGUGAACUCUACAUAUGUAUCAAUGUCCUGGGAUAACAAAACUGGUUUUCCUAUUACAAGGUGUUGAGAAAAUACGCAUUUUUAAAUAUUCUCACAGGAAACAGAGUGAAAUCAAAUAUGAAUGCACUUUUAAAAAUGUUUGUUUUAUCGUAUGUUUUGUGCCAUUUAACCUCCAAAUGGCAACAUUUUCAUUGAUUAAUUCAAGUGGUCGAAAUUGUAUGGAAAUUUGUGUUGUAAUUUCUCAUGAAAAGCUGGUAGUGGGUCCUCAAAAUAAACCAGUUGAGAUCCACUGUGUGUGGACCACUCUGUCACUGUGAAACAAAAAUGAAAAACUUUUGAAUUUAGAAUAACAAUUUUUUUACGACUGUUACUGUACUUAUGUAUAUUAUUUAUUACUUUAAUUAUAUUUAUUUUUAAAUCAACAUGUGUUAAAUAUAUUCAAGUGUAAAUAAACGAGUAUUGGUCUAAACUUA